CCCCAGAGCUGUUCAGAUGAGGAAAGGAUGCAGGAAAUUCAGUUGUUUACACAUGUGUCUGUAACACUGAGAAGCAAGAGCAGCCCAGCAAGCCCAGAGGGUUUACCCUGCCCCUGUUGACAAGAAAAUCACGUCGUUGAUACCUUAAUUCUUUUCUUUACUGAUACUUUCCAUCAUCUGCUAUUAAGUGCUCUGGGGAGGUGUUUGUGAUCCAAGAUAUAUUUAUAUAGGUACCUGAAUAGCAUUCCAAUGAGGCAAAUGACUCAAAGUGAGAACAACUAAAAAGAAGACUUCUUCAAGGAAAACCUUAUUGUGGUUUUAUGUUCUCCUCACAUUCUACAGGAUCCUCUUCACAUCAGACAUUAAGCUGUGAAGCAUGAAUUUAGAUUCCAUUCACAAGUUAAUUGAAGAAACACAAAUUUUCAAGCUCCAGCAAUCUCCCCUGAGAUCACCUUGUGAACCAGCAGUACCUGCCUUAUCACUUCAUGAACCCUGUAAUUCUUAUUUUCCACCCCAAGGCCUACAUUCACAUGGUGCCCAGAACUUCUAUGCUCACUCCUAUAGGGGCAAUGACUGGGAUAUCUGUGAAGAGCUCCGAGUUCGAGAACUUGAAGAAGUCAAAGCCAGAGCUGCCCAGAUGGAAAAAACCAUGCGCUGGUGGUCAGACUGCACUGCCAAUUGGAGAGAGAAAUGGAGUAAAGUCCGAAUAGAAAGGAAUAAAGCCAGAGAAGAAGGAAGGCAGCUCAGAAUAAGGUUAGAGAUGACAAUGAAAGAAUUAAGUGCCCUCAAAAAGAAACAAAGUUCACAAAAUGAAAAGGAGACAUUGGAUACUAAAAACAUCUGGAAGGAGAAACCUAGUCUUCUUGAAGUUUCCUGUUCACAGGAUGCGCAAUUUCCAAUGGCUUCUCAGGAAUAUGAUCCUAAUAAGGUCAAUUUGGGGAAAACAUACGUUUCUAUUAAAGAAAAUAUAAACAAGAAGGAAAUAGAAAUGGUUGCCAACACAGUAAAAUUCAACCAGGAUUUGGAUUUACAGUGCCCUGACUUCUUCAUAAAAGGUAUUUCUGGCACCUGUGUGACAAAGCCUACACCGAGGCUGGAUAAUGUAGCACAAUCUUUGGGGAAGGAAUUAACCCAGAUUUCAACCCUGAAGUUUGAUUUGGAUGAGUCUCAGAAAACUUUAUGGAAGGAAAGAGAGAUGCGUUCAUCUUUGGAGAAAGAAGUUGAGUUGCUUGAGUCAGCAUUAUCUCUCUGGAAAUGCAAGUAUGAAGAAAUAAAUGAAUCCAAACAGAUGACUUUAAACCAGUUUAACAUAUUUCAUGAUCGACAUGGAAAUGAAGUGCAAAAGGUUUCAGAAGAAAGAGAAGAUGAAGCCAACUGUCAAACCAGUAAGGAUAGAGUAAUAUGUGAGCUGAGAGCAGAGCUGGAGAGACUACAGGCUGAGAACACCUCAGAGUGGGGUAAGAGAGAAAUACUUGAAACUGAAAAACAAAGCCUAGAAAGAGACAAUAGAAGGUUAAAGGCUCAGGUGAAAGAAAUGGAAGAGCUUUUGGAUAGAAAAAAUCCAUUAACUGCAACUUCUCAAUGUCCUGAUUUGAAGACAUCACAAAGUGAGCUACUUGAGAAAAAGAAGGAGCUGGCUGAACUUCAACAUGCCUACAGCAAACUAAACAAACAGUACCAGGAUAAAAUGGCAGAACUGAUUCAUGCAAACCACAGAGUGGAUCACCAUGAGGUAGAAGUAAAGAAGCUGAGAUUUCGAGUGGAAGACCUAAAAAAAGGACUCAACCAUGCAGAAGAUGAGCUUGACGACUCACUCAACCAGAUUCGUAAACUUCAGCAAUCCCUGGAACAGCAAGUAGAAAUGAAUGAUAAUCUGCAGAUUCAGCUUAAUCAUCUACAAAGCAGAUUAAAAAAACAAAGAAACGUGAGUUCUGCUUAUGGAAUCAAAUCAAGUGUUAAAUAUACCUCGGAAGACUCCACAGAAGCAGAGCAUGAAGAAGAAGGAGAUCAGUCUGUCCCCUAAAGCAACUUGGGACUCCUGGGUUUGUCAAGUUAGAGUUAAUGAAAAAGUAAUAAAAGCAAAAUCCAGAAGAGAAAAUUAAUAGAAACAUUUCUCAUAUAAUAAUUUAAUGAAAUAUCAAAUAUAAGAUAUUUUAUAUACAUUAAUCUGAUAUCAAUAAUUUUUGCAGAAAAUAAAAUAUACCUGCCUUGUGAUCUAUAAAAAUUUUUGAUAGGUUGAGUUUUUAAAUAUCAGUUAUAUACCUUGUAAAUGCUGUUGUUCUUUUUCAUAAAUCAUUUAUUAAAAUUUGUCCCCUCCCUUUUUAUUAUCACUGAGGAAAGUUGUGAAAUUUUAAAUGUUACAUGUAAGAAGAGACCAGAGCUUUUAAGAUUAUGAAAAAAGUUAAAUCUUCAAUUUAUUAUUCAUCUUCUAUACAUUACAAUGUGCAUAAAAGGCAAAAAUUAUAUCUUUAAGUACAUGAUGCAUUAUUAUCUGUAAACUACCAAAUGAUUACUUUAGCCUGAACCAUCAAUUUCAAUAUGAUCAUAUGAAAAUAUUAACCAAUAUGUUGAUAAUAAAUCAAUAUUUAAUUUGAAAAAUGAGCUAUAGCCAUAUGUGAUAAAAUGUAGUACUAGAUUUUUGUUCUACAAAUGAAAUCAAUUGAAGUAAUGGAGAAUGUGAUUUACUUACCCUUUUUAUAACAACCUGUAGAUUUAAUUGAUUGUUCAUCUCUAAUGAAAACAACUAUCAAUUUCCUUGAAUUAGAUUCUUUCAGAGAUCUAUAUUCAUUGAAAAUGGCAUAUUAUGGAUGGGGAGAAUUUAUCAAAAUGUAUGUUGAAGAGAUAUCAGUUCCAUUAAACUUAGCAAGGAUGCAAAUUAUGGGAUCAAUAGAUUUUUUCACAUAUAUUUAAUCAGCAUGAUUAUUAAGAUGAAUGGGUCAGAAAUAUACAUAGCUAUAGACUAAGAUCUUGGAUCUUUGAAGUCAUCCAGUUCACCUCCUUCAUUUUAUCCUGAGGAAACUGAGACCCAGAGAGUUUAACUGACUUAUUCUAGAUCACAGAGUUCAUAAGGAGCAGAGUAAUAUCUUUAGAGACAGUGUGGCACAAUUGUUUUAAACACAUGGCUUUGGAGUAAGUAGACAUGAACCUAAAACAUUCCUCUAAUGUUAAAACUUGUAUGACCUUGUACAAGUCACAACUCCUCUGGGCCUCAGUUUGCUCAAUUAUAAAAUGAAAAAAUAUAUAUAUAUAUAUGGCCUGGCUUCUUUAGUCUCUUAGGAGUCAGUAAGUAUGAUUUUAUGUAAAAUCAAGCAUUCCAAAUCCAAUUUCUUUUGCAGAAUAAAAUAAAAGACCCUCAUUUUCAGAAUAAGAAUUUAAAGACUAUCCAAAAUUCACAUGGUGAUUUUUAAGGAAUAAAUUUAUGAAAUAUAAGAAUUAGAAAAUACCCUUACAAUUAUUAAAGUCAUCCCCUCUUGUUUUUUAGAUGAAGAGAAUGAGAGCCAAAGAAAUAAAAUUAUUUGCCUAAAAGUCACAGAGCAGGUAAGAACAAAAAUAGAUAGUUCUAGGAUUCUAGAAUGCAGGGUCCUUCUAGUACAUCACACAACUCUCAACAAUAUUGAUUUUCUCAUGUACAUUACUACCAAGGCUCAAAUUUUUUUAAGUGGCACUUAGAGAAGUGACAAUUACAAUAUGCUUAGGACUAUCUGGUAAACCUUCCCUUACAUUUUAAAGAUCUGCUGGUAGCAGAACCAAAAAAAGAACAUGGAGAGACAGCAAGGAGGGCUCAUUUUGCUAGAGUAUGUGAAGGGAGUACUGAACAAGCCUCAGCAGGACUCAGAUGCAAUAUAGCCUCUUGGAGAAGCUGUGGCAUGGGUGCACAGCCAGCACUCAGGGAACUGCUUUGUAAACCCUAUUCCCAGCCCCCAAGGACUUUUUUUGCAUGCCCCAUCCCUCUAUCAAGCCUCCCAGAGCAAACACUUUCUCCUUCAACUCUCUCAGCUAAAAAUGGUAAUCUGGAACUCACAGACAGUUUGAAUUUUCCCUCUGGGCACUCCAAUUUGGAAAAGAUUUGCCAACCCUGAAAUAUAAUAUAAACUGCAGGGGAAAGAGAACAACUGGCUUGGUCCAGCCUCAGCAGGGUAAGAAUGAAAACCAAUGGAAUAUAGAACAAGCAGCAGUGGGAGGGAAGUGGCCUUGCAGAGUCCAGGCAGAAUGGAGGUAGGGAACAACCCCAUGUAAGUAUCAGUGGGAUGGACUCAGCCCAACAAGGUCCAGCCUCAGUGGAACUGAUCAGAACACAACUCCAACCCAGUUGAAUUCAACAGUUGCAAACCUCCACACAGCAUAUAAACCAUAAUUGCCUUUGUCAAAUGUUCAAUCUGAGACUGACAGUUGAGCCAAUCCAGGCACAGCACAAGCAUAGGACAUUACUUUCUGCACUCCAGAAACAGAAAUAAGUUUUAGCAGACAGACAAAAUCAUGGGAAAAAUUACUCCAAAAUGAUAAAAAAGAAAGAGAAAAAAGCCUGAUACUAGAAAAAUAGCUCACCAAGAGAAAUGAUCAAAAUACAAGCUCAGAAGUAGAUAGCAAUAAAAAUCUGAAAACCUGUGAAGCCUCAUAUGGAAAUGUGAAUGUGUGUCAAGCUUAAAAUGAACCCCUGGAAGAAUUAAAAAAAAAAAAAACAAA
Molecule: messenger RNA, 4683 nt
Organism: Monodelphis domestica (gray short-tailed opossum)
Lineage: Eukaryota; Metazoa; Chordata; Mammalia; Didelphimorphia; Didelphidae
Gene: CCDC102B
Product: coiled-coil domain containing 102B
Source: RefSeq, a predicted model, not a curated record